Temnothorax curvispinosus is the source of this 4414-nucleotide messenger RNA. Its product is annotated as platelet endothelial cell adhesion molecule-like. The record is from RefSeq and is a predicted model, not a curated record. Lineage: Eukaryota; Metazoa; Arthropoda; Insecta; Hymenoptera; Formicidae. The transcript has 6 exons. The coding region runs from base 684 to 1553 and encodes 289 amino acids.
CUCGUCCGUCGCAAUCCAGUGCAGAUAUACGUGCAAUUACCCUGUCAACAGUGCUUAAAAUCCUCGCGUUCGUGCUCGUGCCGCGCUCUCCUCGUUGGCACACGCGGUGAUCGAUAACGCUUCGCCGACGAGCCGCCGUCGAUCAUCGGACACGUCGCGAUCGACGCGCGUAAGGAGAGAAGAAGGUGGAAAAAAAGGAGCAAAGGGAGAUAGACGCGCGCGGGACGUGGAAGCGGCAGCCGGGGGAAAGUUUUUCCGAGCACGCGGCGCGCGCGAAGAGGAUAAAUCCCGACGCCCGACGCCCCGGUGAUUUGAAUUCGACCGUUUUCCGGCCGUCCGCGUCGCGAGAGACCGGAGUUGAUUCGGCGUGAAGUUUGCCGCGAGAUCUCCGGCGGACGGUGAGUACCGCGGCGCGCGUCAGUCCGGCCAGUACGCGCGACACGAGUGGCAACUUUUUCGAGACUUCAUCCACCGCGCCGGUUCUACGAUUCGCGACGAUUCGUUCGAACGAACGAACGAGUGAUUUGCGACCCAGCGAGGGUCAGAGGGGAAGAGCCGUGGCCGUGCGAGAGCGAAGCAGAUGUGGUGCCGGGUAGUUGUUUCGCUACGCAGUUCCGUUCACGCGACCUGACUGCCGCCGCGAGUGGUGGAUCCUGAGUGUCUGUGAGACCGCGAGUCCGCGGAUGGUUGAUCGUCGUGGGACCGCCGGACCUUCCGUACGCGCCGUCAAGAUGAAGACUUGCCACCUGUGGCUAGAAGCGGCCGUCGCUCUCCUGGCGAUAACAGGUGCGAGCUGUCUGCGGGAGGUCAGCCUAGAGAUGGUUCCGGAAGUGGUGCAACGUGGCGACAAGGUGAUUCUGCGGUGCCAUUAUGAUCUGGAGAAUGCGCCACUCUACUCCCUCAAGUGGUACCGGGGCAAGCACGAGUUCUACCGAUUCUCGCCCACCGAGGAACCAUCCACCAAAGUCUUCAACAUUUCUGGGAUUAAUGUCGACUCCGACAACUCGAACGAGAGCCAAGUAACGCUUCGCAAUGUCGACUUUGGCCUCUCGGGUACAUUCAUCUGCGAAGUUACGGCAGACGCGCCGACCUUCUCCACGGCCUCCGUCUCGAAGAAUCUCACCGUAGUAUUUCUGCCCCGUGAAGAGCCCGUUAUCGUAUCGGAACGCGAUCGCUACGACCCGGGAGACAUGUUGAGGGCAAAUUGCAGCUUGCCACCCUCCAAGCCACCGGUUCACCUCUCAUUCACGCUCAACAGCAGGCCGGUGGAGACGACCGCGAGGCAACAGCGGACGAAGGACGACGAGGGGACGCAGUGGAGCGAGAUCAGUCUUACUCUUCAGCCGUUCCAUUACACGAACGGACGUUUGAACCUACGUUGCAUCGCGCACAUACCCGGCAUAUACACAAGGCAGAGCGAGCUCCAUCUCCUUUCGGGUAUGCGCGAGCCAGUGCCCGAAAGAGUAACCUCAGAGAACGGAAGCGGUGGCAUGCACACAAUGACGUUUGUGACAAUACUCUGCCUGGGCACGCUCCAUCUGCUUCUGAGAUAGUCACGGCACGCCUGAGACCACGAAAAGGGAGCUCACGGGCGUCGCAUGAUAAAUAGCACACUAGUCAGCGGGAGACGAGGCUGGAGGAAGAGACGAUGGAGGCAGGGUUUAAGGACCGCGUAUGGACGGCGCAGAAACAAAUAAUAUUAUUCAAUCAAUAUAUGAUUAUAUUUAAGUGUUUUCUUUUUGUUCUCUGUAGUGGAUUAAGUUAUUGAUUUUUUUCUCUCUGAACGGGUCAGGAUCGUGAAUUCUGCAUGUUCCCUGUUUGCAACCCCCCGUUGACAGCAGCGCGAUGUCAAUUUUCGGUGAACCAUUUUGUGAGCAGCACUGCCAAUUAUAAUCAGAAUCAAAAGGACACGACGUGUUUAACAUGUGAUACUUUUGCCGACCGUGAGAUCGUCGACCGUUACCGUUAUGUACUUUACGACCGUGUCUUUUGUAUAACUCGUUAUUUUGUAAGACGGUGCCGGUACGCACGGAUUGUUUUUCGUUUGUCCUUUCGCGUGGUAUAUGGAGGAGCAAGAGAGAACAGCGAGGCUCGCGUUGUCAGUCAAGGGUGUGUCCCUAGAUACACUCUGGAUUGGAUCGUGACCAGUGGAGAAACAGAUAAUCGGAUGAAGGAUUGUCGUAGCCAAAUCCGCCGUUGGGGGAGAUUCGCCGUGACGCAAAAUUUAUACGGCAGAAUCGAGAAGCGUAGCCAAUUAGUCGCGUCUGAUUACCGUUACGACGUUCAGGUUGACAUUUGACGAGUAAUGAACCGUAAAGGAUUUGCCCAAAAGUAGAACGACAGCGAGGAAAGAAGGGAAGGGAUAGGACUUUGAAGUCGAUUGCACGUAUACGUGUAUAGGUGCUUGUACAGCCCGCCUCUGAAAGAUUUGCGAUCCUUGCCGCGAGAGAAAGAGUUCGAAAGAGAGAGAGAGAGAGAAAAUGUGUGUAUGUGUGCGCGCGUGUGUACGAGUGAACGAGAGAGUGAGAGACGUUCUCUUCCGCUACCACUGACGAGAGAAGAGAGCCAAGCCGUAGAGAUCGCACAAAGGAAGAGGCACGGAUAAAGCGGCGCGAAAAGUUUUCGCAUACCGAGAGGGAAAGAGAGCGCGAGCUCUCUCCCGUUCCGCGAAAUCGUACCGCUCUUCCGUGUACCCCGGCAACAACGCACUCGAUGCGCACUCGAAUAUCUCCCCGUUACACUCGCCAAGGAUGGCGAUUCGAGUCCAUUCGUCCAUUGUCCAAACGCUCCCGGGCUCGGCUGCAUAGGCGGAAUCAAUGUCGCGAAUUUUCGAAGCGGAGGGCUCUGGACGCGCACGCGGGAUCAGACUGCUAGUUCUUCUUUUUUUCUACCUUUUUUUUGCUAAGUUCCCCCGUUUUCGCGUUCUAUGUACGAAGCUACGAGAACAACGUAGUUGCUAUUACUGCCGUUGCUGUUGCUACCGCCGCGGAAGAACUCGGCCGUAGACGAGCAGUUACAUGUACUUACGCCAAUUGUUAGUGUUCGACCGCUCUCCAACGAGUUUGUUGUUCGCUCUUUAAUGACGCCGUGCCAAAGAGAUACUUCCGAUCGGACUGUUUUAUCUUUCGUAUUUUUUUAAACGCGACAAGAGAUACGUGUUCCGUUCUCGCUGCUUUAAUACUCUCUCUCUUCUUGGACUUUGAAAACGUACCGUUGUAACUGGACGACGCGUUUUAUCGAUCUCCGACGACCGCAACGCUGAAUCCUCGUGUUAAAACUAGCUGCAGGUGUACGACGUCGUCGGGCAUAUAAUCGUGAGACAGGCUCCGUUUCGAGGGCUCGAUUUAUCGAAGGAGAUAGAGGAAAGCGCGGAGAUAGAGGCGCGUUGGAAAAGACGGCACGAACGUUGCGUUUUUCAUUCUCCCACCGCCUGCCUCCUCUUUAUUAAACGGACGAUAAACCUCGUGGACGAUUCCGCGCGUCUAUAAGCCGGCAGCUAUAUACGCGCAGCUUGUUCCUCCAUCCCGAACACAGAAAUCGUCCGUAUUAACCCCCCUAUCCCACCCUCGGGGUAGAACGUCUCUUCCUCUCUUCCUUCCAGCUUUCGCUCCCUUCCCGCGCGCACACCACAGCAUUUGGCACGUUCGCGACCGCUUACAAAUCUUCGCGAAGUAAUGCGUAUCGGCGUGAAACUGCACGGAAGGCAUCGCGCGGAGCUACAGCCCUUAUUUCUCAUGCAAGCGAAUUCACCGAUGCCUCCUGCCUGCCUGGUACGCUAAAUCGCGCCAAAUCGUAGGGCCGGACGUGCUAAUAUUCCGCGCGAAAAUCGACACUGUCGGUAUCUUCUUGGACGAAGUGCGUUUUUUGAAAGUUGUAGAGUUAAUAAUUUAUGGCCAUAAUCGUUAAGUUUUAAUUUGAAUGCGGAAGCAGAGUAGAUACGGUUUUUACAAGUUGUGUUAUUGACAUCUUGUUUUUAGAUGUUUUUUUUUUUUAAUUUAUAUAGUUAGGGCACGAAGAAGUAUAACUCUUUGUAAAUGAAUGUGUCAAAUGCGCUAAUGGGUAAUUUUGUGGAAGCUUUAUUCGCGAAUAAAAUAUAACGUAGACAAGACAAUUUUUUGGAGAACAGUUAAUCUUUGCGAGCGCAGUUUGUUUUUAUAAAUGAAUAGACGAGGUAAAAACCCGAUUUACUAUACAAGGUUUGCCGAUAUAUACAAAGAAGUUACAACUUCUUAAUAUAAGUUAGAAAUAAGAUAAAUAGAAAUAUUUUUGUUAAGUCGGAUUUUAAAUUCUAUUUAAGUGUCUUCAAUUUUAAGAGAUCUUUUAUGUCAUUACAAUAUUGUUUUUCAGCAUUACUAUUUAGUUCAUGUAAAUACUUAUUUUUAACAAGCAAAAUAAACUAUUGCAUGAACUACUG